CUCCCCGCCACCCGGCCCCGACCCCGCCGUGCCCCCCCAGACCCGGACCAGCCCCGGACCAGCCUCGGGAGCCCCCAGCAUCGUACAGAAGAUCCAGAGCAGACUUUUCUCCACAUUUCUAUAGCCAACUGAUGUGACAAUGGUACUAAUAUUGGGGCGCAGACUAAACAGAGAGGAUCUUGGGGUACGUGACUCCCCAGCGAUUAAGCGGAAAGUUUUUGAAAUGGACCCAAAGUCCCUCACAGGCAAUGAGUUUUUCGACUUCUCUUCGGGAUCGUCCCACGCCGAGAGCAUCCUCCAGAUAUUUAACGAGUUCCGAGAUAGCCGCCUGUUCACAGAUGUCAUCAUCUGUGUGGAAGGGAAAGAGUUUCCCUGCCACAGAGCCAUCCUCUCGGCCUGCAGCAGCUACUUCAGAGCUAUGUUUUGUAACGACCACAGGGAAAGUCGCGAGAUGCUGGUGGAGAUCAACGGCAUCUUGGCCGAAGCCAUGGAUUGCUUUCUGCAGUACGUUUAUACUGGGAAGGUGAAGAUCACCACCGAGAACGUCCAAUAUAUCUUUGAAACGUCGAGUCUCUUCCAGAUCAGCGUCCUGCGGGACGCUUGUGCCAAGUUCUUAGAGGAGCAGUUGGAUCCUUGCAAUUGUCUAGGGAUCCAGCGCUUUGCCGACACCCAUUCUCUCAAGACACUCUUCACAAAAUGCCGGAAUUUCGCCCUGCAGACUUUUGAGGAUGUGUCCCAGCAUGAAGAAUUCCUCGACCUUGGCAAAGAUGAACUGAUCGAUUACAUCUGUAGUGACGAGCUGGUGAUCGGUAAGGAGGAGAUGGUUUUUGAAGCGGUCAUGCGCUGGGUAUAUCGUGCCGUUGAUCUGAGGAGGCCAUUGUUGCAGGAACUUCUGACGCACGUGAGACUCCCCCUGCUUCACCCUAACUAUUUCGUUCAAACGGUUGAGGUGGAUCAACUGAUUCAGAACUCCCCCGACUGCUACCAGCUGCUGCAUGAAGCCAGAAGGUACCACAUCCUUGGAAAUGAAAUGAUGUCCCCGAGAACAAGGCCCCGCAGGUCAACGGGUUACUCCGAGGUGAUAGUUGUGGUGGGCGGAUGCGAACGUGUUGGGGGAUUUAAUCUUCCUUACACCGAAUGCUACGAUCCCGUGACAGGAGAAUGGAAGUCUUUGGCUAAGCUCCCAGAAUUUACCAAGUCUGAAUACGCAGUGUGUGCUCUAAGGAAUGACAUUCUCGUCUCAGGGGGAAGAAUCAACAGCCGUGAUGUCUGGAUUUAUAACUCUCAGCUAAACAUUUGGAUCAGAGUUGCCUCCCUGAAUAAAGGCAGAUGGCGACACAAAAUGGCUGUCCUCCUUGGUAAAGUGUAUGUCGUCGGAGGCUACGAUGGACAAAAUCGCCUGAGCAGCGUAGAGUGCUACGAUUCAUUUUCAAAUCGCUGGACCGAAGUGGCGCCUCUUAAAGAAGCAGUUAGUUCACCUGCGGUGACCAGCUGCGUAGGCAAAUUGUUUGUGAUUGGUGGAGGACCAGAUGAUAACACCUGCUCUGAUAAGGUGCAGUCUUACGAUCCUGAAACAAACUCAUGGUUACUGCGUGCAACUAUCCCUAUUGCCAAGAGAUGUAUAACAGCUGUAUCUUUGAACAACUUGAUCUAUGUUGCGGGAGGGCUUACCAAGACAAUCUACUGCUAUGAUCCUGUGGAAGACUAUUGGAUGCAUGUACAGAACACAUUCAGCCGCCAGGAAAACUGCGGCAUGUCUGUGUGUAAUGGCAAAAUCUACAUCCUGGGUGGAAGAAGAGAAAAUGGAGAAGCAACCGACACCAUUCUCUGUUACGAUCCGGCAACUAGUAUCAUCACGGGAGUAGCGGCAAUGCCCAGGCCCGUGUCAUAUCACGGCUGUGUAACUAUCCAUAGGUUCAAUGAAAAAGGCUUUAAGCUCUAAAGAAAGAAGCCCUCACCAAACAGUAAGAACGCUCAAUUCAAGGUGGCAUUCUCAAGAGCUCUAUAAAGAGAAACUGGCAUUUUCCUAAAAGUGUCACAUGUAAAAAUGCUCCUAUUAUUGCUUUGAAAAACAAACUCUGUUUCAAAUUGUAAAUAGAAAAAGGCAUCCCAAACCUUUCCAGUAAUUGAAAUUCUAUUUCCUAAUUUGAUAGUAUGCUCAUUUGAUAAGUGUGUUCCCUUUUUGUAAAUUCAAAGUCCUUGGCAUUUUGGAGGGGUACUUUCACAAGGAUUUGUAGCACCUAUAAAUAUACUCAUUUUCAGUCAUUAGUGUCGAAUCCUUUAAAAUGUAAAUACGCUUACUCUCCAAGCAUCUAUGCACCUAGAGGUGAUUAAAAUAAGAAUAUUCAUUCUAGCUGGAAGUUACAUAUGAUUUGCCCAUUUCUAAUUGGAAUUAACCCCUGUUAGAACCUAUAUUAAUUCAUAACAAGAAAAUAGAUUUUUAAAUUGACUAUGAUUAUUGAGGGGUGAUGUACUAUCAAUGUGAGAACUUGGAAGUGGUACAGUAGCUCUUCUGAACUUCACUGGCCACUUCUGUACACCUGCUAUUGUUCCUGAAAGCUUUUUAUGGAAUCUCCGAAACCGUGCUCUGAAACCACAGAUUAAUUCUGGUGGAAAUCUACAUACGAGACUCUUGAAAUGUAUGCCCUUCACCUAUCGACCAGUUGGUAUGUUUCGGUUCUUAUUUUUCUUGAACCUGUCCCGAAGAUUGCCUCAUCUGACAAGCGGUCACUGUAAGCCACCUUUUCAAAAUUCCAACGCCGAGCAGAUACAGCUAGGGAGUAACAGUUCUGUAUUAACCUUAUCAGAAAGAGGAUGGAAACAAUGCUGUUUAAUAGUCAAAGGUAUAUGUGGGCAGUUCUUGUUUAUUUAACCGUUUUGCAAAAUGCCAGGAUCAACUGCAUCCUUUCAAAGAACAAGUUGUCUCUCUCCAGAUCUUUUCGCCUCGGGUUUCAAAGAGGUCUGGGUAGUUAGAGAGGAAAUCAAUGUGGGCGGAUGUGUCUGUGUACCCAUCUGAGCAUUUAUCUUGAGCCUUGGUGCAGCGUGCAUAUAUUCUGAUGCAGAUAAAUAAGGCUUAGUAACCUUCCA
This is a messenger RNA of Ornithorhynchus anatinus (platypus), 3087 nucleotides long. RefSeq names its product kelch like family member 24 (gene KLHL24). Lineage: Eukaryota; Metazoa; Chordata; Mammalia; Monotremata; Ornithorhynchidae. The coding region runs from base 140 to 1942 and encodes 600 amino acids. Gene Ontology annotation, molecular function: protein binding. The transcript is spliced from 7 exons. The record is from RefSeq and is a predicted model, not a curated record.